AAAAAAAAAAAAAAAAAACGAAAAAAAGAAAAAGGAACCCAUUUGACGAUACUCACCGACCCCCUCUCUCUCCUCCGGUUCAAUAAUAAAUCGCCAUCGUUAUCUCUUCCCUGUAGGGUUCCUCUUUCGUUCUCUUUUGGCUAAUCCAAUAAUUUUUAACUAUGGAUUAUUGUAUCCAUUUCACUGUACAAAUCUUCUCACCCGAAACCCUAAAAGUUUCAGUGUUAAGGGUUUUUAGUGUUUAGCGUCGUUUUUGCUUUUUUCUUGAUUUAGAAUUUAGAAUUUCUUUUGCUACGGUUGUUUUUUUAAUCUUUAAAAUUUAGUUUUAGCGAUAAGAAAACGAAGUGUAGAUAUGGAAGGGAUUGAAAGUGGUAUAGGUAUUCAAGAAAUUUCCAAAGUUGAUGAUCCUAAGCAGACUGGAGAUAACUCUACAGAAGAUGCCGUGUUUGAUGCAUCUCAAUAUGCAUUCUUUGGUAAAGAUCUUGUCGAGGAAGUUGAGUUAGGGGGGUUGGACGAUGAAGAAGAGGCCUUGCCUGCGGCUGAGCUUGAUGAGGAAGAGUUCCUCUUUGGUAGACAAGAGGGUGAGAUUGUAAGAUCUCUUUCUGAUAUUGAUGAUCUUGCUAGUACAUUUUCAAAGUUGAAUAAAGUUGUCAGUGGACCAAGAGGUGCAGGAGUAAUAGGUGACAGGGGAUCCAGAGAAAGUUCAUCUGCUGCGGAAUGGGCUCAAGGGGACGAUUUUCCUAACUGGUUUGAUCAACAGCAGCUACUCGAUCCUGAAGGUUUUCAAGAUGGCAAAAGAUGGUCCUCACAGCCAUAUUCUUCUUCUGCUCGUUUGUCAGAAUUAAAGCCUUUGUACAGGACAUCUUCAUAUCCUGAGCAGCAGCAACAUCAUCAACAUUUUUCCAGCGAACCAAUUCUUGUGCCGAAGUCUUCUUACACUUCAUAUCCUCCUGGACAAUCACCACAGGCUUCACCAAAUCAUAGUCAUCUAAACAUUCCAUAUCUUGGUGGUGGUCCCCAAAUGGCAAUUUCUUUACCGAACCUCUCUCCUUUUUCUGGUCCUCAGCUACAACUGACGGGCUUACAUCAUGGAUCGCCUCAUUUUGGCGGAAAUUUGUCACAAUUUUCAUCUGGUCCAUCUGCAAAUAGCCGACCACCUAACCAAUGGAUGAACCACACAGGUUUAUAUCCUGGAGAUCAUCCAAACCGUUUGAACAAUAUGUUACAGCAACUACCGCAUCAAAAUGGUUUAAUGGCUCCACAGUUGAUGUCACAACUGCAGUCACAGCAGCAUAGAAUGCACCACCCUGUUCAGCCGCCACUGGGCCAUUUAUCAGGCAUGCAGUCUCAGCUGUUUAAUCUUCAUCCUUCCUCAUCCCCACAUUUGAUGAACAAAUUUGAAGCAGUUCUUGGUAUGGGUGAUAAUAGAGAUCAAAGACCAAAAACUGCUCAGAAAGGUAGACAAAAUUUGUAUUAUUCUCAACAUGGCUUUGACUCCAACGGCCAGAAGAUUGAAAGUUUUUGGCCGCAGUUCAGAUCGAAGUACAUGACAGCUGAUGAAAUUGAAAGUAUUCUCAGAAUGCAGCUCGCUGCAACACACAGUAAUGACCCAUAUGUGGAUGAUUAUUAUCAUCAGGCUUGUCUUUCCAAAAAAUCAGCUGGGGCAAAGCUCAAGCAUCAUUUCUGUCCAACUCACUUGAGGGAUCUUCCUCCUCGUGCACGUGCUAAUAAUGAGCCUCAUGCUUUUCUCCAGGUUGAUGCACUUGGGAGGGCCCCUUUUUCUUCAAUUCGUAGACCCCGCCCACUUCUUGAGGUCGACCCCCCAAACUCAUCUAUUAGUGGUGCCACUGAUCAGAAAGUUUCUGAGAAACCCCUAGAACAGGAGCCAAUGCUUGCAGCUAGAGUGACAAUCGAAGAUGGCCUUUGCCUUCUUCUUGAUGUGGAUGAUAUUGACCGUUUUCUUGAAUUUAAUUUUAAUCAGCUUCAAGAUGGUGGAGUCCAAUUGAAACGCAGGAGGCAGGUCUUAUUGGAAGGGUUGGCAGCAUCCAUGCAAUUGGUUGACCCACUUGGCAAGAAUGGACAUUCAGUAGGACUUGCUCCAAAAGAUGACCUUGUGUUUUUACGAUUAGUAUCUCUUCCCAAGGGCCGGAAGCUGCUUGCGAAGUACCUUCAGUUUCUUUCCCCAGGUGGUGAACUCAUGCGAAUUGUCUGCAUGGCUAUUUUUCGUCAUUUGAGGUUUUUGUUUGGAGGGCUCCCUUCUGAUGUCGGAGCAGCGGAGACUACAAAUAACCUUGCAAAAGUUGUAUCAUUAUGUGUGCGCCGCAUGGAUCUUAGUUCGCUUAGUGCUUGUCUUGCAGCAGUUGUUUGUUCCUCGGAGCCGCCCCCACUUCGACCCCUGGGAAACUCUGCAGGAAAUGGGGCGUCUCUCAUUUUGAUGUCUGUUCUGGAAAGGGCAACUGAAUUAUUGAUUGAGCUUCAAGAUGCUAACAACUAUAAUAUGACGAAUCGGGCACUAUGGAAGGCCUCAUUUGAUGAGUUUUUUGGCCUACUUAUAAAGUAUUGUAUAAAUAAAUACGAUAGUAUUAUGCAAUCUUCUCUAUCAGAUCCAGCAGAAGCUAUUAAGAGGGAAUUACCUAUGGAGCUCUUGCGUGCCAGUGUUCCUCACGUAAAUGAUUACCAGAAAAAGUUGCUAUAUGACCUUUCCCAACGUUCCUUAGCCAGUCAAGAUGGUAAUGGUGGUCACAUGAAUUCUGAAUCUGUGCUGAGUUGAUGCUAAGCUUGUGAAAAAACAUGAUGGCCCUUAGAAAACAUGAGCUCAAGGUGGUGCUGACUUCUGAAAAAAGUGAAUGUAAAAGACUGUUGGACCAACAAUGUUGUCGGGUAUUUGUUUUUUACUUGUACUUGCAAACCGUGGAUAUUUAGGAACACACGGAGUAAGUGAAGCAGAUGCUUUGGAGCAAUCAAUUGAAAGUCGGUCUAGUCCUUUCGGGAUAUAGUAUUAAAAAAUUUUAGUUUUUUUUCUUUUUUUUUUUUUUUUUUCUCAUUCAAUUGCAGGCAACUGCAUUGGCUAAACUUUUUACAGGCCUGUCUUGUCUUGUAUUGUGCUAGAAAUCUGUUGGAAGUUCCUCAUUUACUUGGGUAUUUUUACGCCUCAAGUCUUUAGAGGCUUUGGUGUUCUGUUGUGGAAUUCUGAAUAUUGUGUAGGGUGUACAGGGUUUGGUACAUAGAUUUCCUACUUUCCUGUUGUAUUUGUUAUCCAGGAGGUGGGUUGAAGUCUUGAAGACAUUUUCAUGUUUUUCUGGUAUGGGCUAUGUGCUUGCCAUGGUUCCCAAGUAAAUGACAAUAAGGCUGGUGGUUUGUGUUUCGAAUGUGGGAUGCUGAUGGAGUUUUGAGUUCUCAAGUAAUUAGCAAGUUUAGCCUAGUUUUUCUUUUUUCAUCUAAUUUUCAUUCUCAUUGUAUUAGCCCUCUUGUGCUUUCUCCAAACGUUGACAUUGUUAUCCUUGAUUUCUAAUUUUCUUUCAUAUCGUUUUAGCAA
Messenger RNA from Jatropha curcas, 3535 nucleotides. RefSeq names its product protein PAT1 homolog. NCBI's taxonomy places the organism in Eukaryota, Viridiplantae, Streptophyta, Magnoliopsida, Malpighiales, Euphorbiaceae. The record is from RefSeq and is a predicted model, not a curated record. Gene Ontology annotation, molecular function: RNA binding. Gene Ontology annotation, biological process: deadenylation-dependent decapping of nuclear-transcribed mRNA; P-body assembly. Gene Ontology annotation, cellular component: P-body.